This is a messenger RNA of Aptenodytes forsteri (emperor penguin), 2178 nucleotides long. RefSeq names its product RNA binding motif protein 15 (gene RBM15). Gene Ontology annotation, biological process: regulation of alternative mRNA splicing, via spliceosome. Gene Ontology annotation, cellular component: nucleus. The annotation marks the transcript as partial. Gene Ontology annotation, molecular function: mRNA binding. The transcript has a single exon. The record is from RefSeq and is a predicted model, not a curated record. Lineage: Eukaryota; Metazoa; Chordata; Aves; Sphenisciformes; Spheniscidae.
CCGGCCUGCGGGCUGGAGCGGGUGGCCGGUGUGGCGGCGGCUGGGGGCUUUCGUGGAGGAGGAGGGGGUGCCGGAGCCGCCGGCGAGGAGGAGAUCAGCCCCGAGGAUGACCAGAGAGCCAACCGCACGUUGUUCCUGGGCAACCUGGACAUCACCGUGAGCGAGUCAGAUUUACGUCGAGCUUUUGACCGUUUUGGGGUCAUCACCGAGGUGGACAUCAAAAGGCCGGGGCGCGGGCAGACCAGCACGUAUGGUUUUCUUAAAUUUGAAAAUCUGGACAUGGCGCACCGGGCCAAGUUGGCCAUGUCAGGAAAGGUGCUUCUGCGCAACCCCAUCAAGAUUGGGUAUGGUAAAGCCACGCCGACUACCAGGCUCUGGGUGGGUGGCCUUGGGCCCUGGGUGCCCCUCGCUGCCCUGGCCAGGGAGUUUGAUCGGUUUGGCACCAUUCGCACUAUCGAUUACCGCAAAGGUGAUUCGUGGGCCUAUAUCCAGUAUGAGAGCUUGGACGCGGCGCAGGCAGCGUGCACCCACAUGCGUGGUUUUCCUUUGGGUGGGCCAGAUCGCCGGCUCCGCGUAGAUUUUGCUGACACUGAGCAUCGGUACCAGCAGCCCUACCUGCAGCCUCUGCCCUUGCCGCCCCCUGCUCAUUACGAGCUCGUGGCGGAGGCGGCUGCUUUUGGGGCUCACCGGGGAGCCCCACCCGAUCCUCUUCGGGGGGCCCGGGACAGGACGCCACCGUUACUCUAUAGAGACCGCGACAGAGACCUUUAUCCUGAGACAGAGUGGGUGCCACCCCCGCCCCCUGUACGGGAUAGGAGUAAUCGGGCAGCUGCCUAUGACCCACUGGAAAGCCUAGAGCGCCGCCGGGAUGGUUGGUCCUUGGAACGGGACCGAGGGGAGAGGGAAUUGGGCAGUAGUAGUAGGGAUCAGCCUAGGAAACGGAGACUGGCGGAGGAUGGAGGCCGGCACUUGGACCGCUCUCCAGACAGCGAGCGCUCUUCUUCCUCCCGGAAGCGUCACUGUUUAGCCACAACCUCUCCACCGGACCGCAGCCCCGAGCUCCUUGGAGGGAGGGAGCGUUACAGUAGUGACCCUGAGCGCUCGUCCUCCCGCUUGCUCCUGUUGGAGCGGCCCUCGCCUGUCCGGGAAUCGCGCAGGGGCAGCCUGGAGCGGGGUCAGAACGAAAAGCGUGACCGCAAGAAUUCCGCCGAACGGGAGCGGAAGCAUCGCGCUUCUGCGGCAGCCGUCGCCCAGGAGUGCAAAAGUCCGGCCAAAAAGGAUGAGCGCGCUACGGAAGGAGGCGGCGGAGGCUCCCGCCUCAAACCUCCUCCUCAGAAGCAGCAGCAGGACGGAGCGUCGCAGGCCGGGGGAGCCCCCAAGCUGUGCUUGGCUUGGCAGGGGAUGCUUCUGCUGAAGAACAGCAACUUCCCGUCCAAUAUGCACCUGCUUCAGGGGGACCUCGGUGUUGCCAGCAGUCUCCUCGUGGAGGGAGCGACUGGGGGGAAAGUAGCUCAGCUCAAGAUCACCCAACGUCUUCGCCUGGACCAGCCCAAGCUGGAUGAGGUCAAUCGUCGCAUCAAAGUGGCGGGUCCCAACGGCUACGCCAUCCUUUUGGCCGUGCCCGGCGCAUCAGACAACCGCUCCGCAGCUGGAGCUGCCGAGGCUGCCACCACCUCCACCCAGAGGCCACUCAGGAAUCUGGUGUCCUAUCUAAAGCAAAAGCAGGCUGCUGGGGUGAUCAGCCUCCCUGUGGGGGGUAACAAAGACAAGGAGAACAGCGGGGUCCUGCACGCCUUUCCGCCCUGCGAUUUCUCCCAGCAAUUCCUGGACUCCACGGCCAAGGCGCUGGCCAAAUCAGAGGACGACUAUCUGGUCAUGAUCAUUGUCCGUGGGGCGUCCUAAGGCCCUCAUGUUCUCUGUACCCAACCCUGCCUACUCCUCCACACAGCCCCUCCAGCGUGUGCCAGGUGCUAUGGGAUACAGCCUUAGCCAGCCCUGUCAUUAUUUUAAAUUAGAUCUUUGUUUGUAGGUGACUUUCCUUGCCCGUUUUUCUGUUACUACAUUUUUCUAUAAAGUUAGAAGCCAGAAAGGUUGGUUAGCCGGUAGCGUGAAUAGGAUAUUUUGAGAAUCCCCUCUCAGUGGGGAUAGCAGGGAGGCUAGGCCUGCUUCGUUUAAAAA